This is a messenger RNA of Ceraceosorus guamensis, 370 nucleotides long. RefSeq lists its product as hypothetical. The transcript has a single exon. The coding region runs from base 38 to 313 and encodes 91 amino acids. Lineage: Eukaryota; Fungi; Basidiomycota; Exobasidiomycetes; Ceraceosorales; Ceraceosoraceae. The record is from RefSeq and is a predicted model, not a curated record.
UCACGAUGCCAUUUGAUUGUUUGCUGACCGCGUAGACAUGUCCCGCUCCCGUCUGCAUGCAUGCAUGCAUGCUUGCUGCACAGGAUCCGCUACACUGCGCUGUGCUGCGCAAAAUGCCCACCGAAAAGGCGAGCGCGGGGUGGGUGGGUUUCAUCUCCAGGCUCGUCCGCCAGAGCUGGCUUGCUCAGAUGUGAAUGCGAAUCAAGAAUGGAGCUGUUUGACGUUUUUACCGAUCCCUGAACCGCAGGCUGGCUGGCUGGCUGAACGAAUGACCGUCCCGCGGGCAGCAGGGCAAAACCUCGUCGAAAGUUGAGGGCCGCGAGUGCGGCGGACACCUCAUCGGUCUCCGAGUCUGACAGUCUGAGUCGUG